Ipomoea nil (Japanese morning glory) is the source of this 381-nucleotide messenger RNA. RefSeq lists its product as uncharacterized. The transcript has a single exon. The record is from RefSeq and is a predicted model, not a curated record. Lineage: Eukaryota; Viridiplantae; Streptophyta; Magnoliopsida; Solanales; Convolvulaceae. Bases 1 to 381 code for a protein of 126 amino acids.
AUGUGUCGCGCUUUUCUACCGACACUAAAGGGGCCGGCGCAAAGAUGGUUGGUGGCUCUGCCCCAAGGAUCAAUACGCAACUUUGAAGAGCUGGUCGACCGCUUCAUGAGUCACUACGCGGCCAACAUCAAGCCACAAAAGGAUCUGACUCAUCUGGGGGACGUUCAUCAAGAGGAAGGCGAAUCCCUCAAAACUUACUUGGCCCGGUGGCAAAAAGAGAUCCAGUCUAUCGAAGAAGUUGAGGACCAGACCGCCCUCACCUUCUUCAUCGAAUCUUUGCGAUCCGGACAGCUGUAUCGUGAUCUACGGGACAACCGGCCGGCCACCUACGCGGAGGCCAUACAUAUGGCUAACAAGCAGGCCAUGAAGCACAAGCGAUAG